Molecule: messenger RNA, 432 nt
Organism: Dichotomopilus funicola
Lineage: Eukaryota; Fungi; Ascomycota; Sordariomycetes; Sordariales; Chaetomiaceae
Exons: 2
Coding region: 1-432 (143 amino acids)
Source: RefSeq, a predicted model, not a curated record
AUGGGUUCCGUCACUUCAGAGUCCGGCCGCAUGCAGAGGAGGGAUUCAGCAGAGCGAUGCCCGAGCAGGAGACCGAGGCUGUUGAGGGCAACGGCCACCGAACCAUCCAUCACCACAUCCACUGCCACCCCGAAUGCCCAUGCGACGCAAUCCGGCCGGCGGGCCACGGAACUUCUCAGCAGAGUGGCCUACGUUUCUGGCUCGUCAUCGGAUUCUGUCCCCCGAUCCGCCUCGAUUAUCUCGACUCGGACCCCCCUAUAUGACAGCGUGGACCGGCACGACGAGCUGUCGUCUUCUCCCGACAGCACAGCGGACAGCUUUGACGAUCUGCAUCCCCAUCCAUUUUCUGGUCGCUACUUCAGCUUCCCGAGCUUUGACUUGUACGAGGCAAAUCAGCAAGACGACGACAAGGCGGAGGCCAAGUCGCCAUGA